Rhodamnia argentea is the source of this 3111-nucleotide messenger RNA. RefSeq names its product protein-tyrosine-phosphatase MKP1-like. Bases 423 to 2621 code for a protein of 732 amino acids. The transcript is spliced from 3 exons. Gene Ontology annotation, molecular function: protein tyrosine/serine/threonine phosphatase activity; actin filament binding. Gene Ontology annotation, biological process: protein dephosphorylation. The record is from RefSeq and is a predicted model, not a curated record. NCBI's taxonomy places the organism in Eukaryota, Viridiplantae, Streptophyta, Magnoliopsida, Myrtales, Myrtaceae.
CCUUCUCCUCCGUCUCUCGUUAGCUUUGACGAAACUCCUCUCUCUUUCUCUCUCUCUCUCUCUCUCUCUCUCGUCUCUGCGCCUACGGUACGCAUAGCAUUCAGCGACAGCGGCUGCUUCGCUUCCCUCACCAUCUUUUUCCACAACCAGACGCCAAAGAUUCUUCCUUCCCCCGUUUCGUAUAGAGAGAGAUAGAGAGAGAUUAGUUAAACAGCUCUCCUAGAGAGAGAAACAGUCAAGGGUUUUAGGUGGUGAAAACGCAGGUACUUUGAGGAAAAAAGAUUAAGAAUCUCGAGCUUUCGACGUCAAGAUAUUUUAAUCUUGAUCGGGACAGCAACUUGCCCUUUUCAAUGCUCCUUCCGGGAACAAUCCUGUUUUGUGAGUGCUCGCUAUUUGCGCGAGUUUGGUGAUUUCUGCCUGAGAUGUUAGGGGAGGAAGAUAGAGACCGGCCUGCCGGUGCCACCCGCAAAACUUACUUGCGCUCUGUUUCGUGGACGGACCGGUCGCCAUUCAAGCCGAACCCGAGGUCCCAGCCGAAUAACAAGGCGCGCUCCUGUUUACCGCCUCUUCAGCCCCUCUCUAUUUCUCGCCGGAAUGUCGAGGAGUGGCCUAGAGCCGGUUCCGAUGACCUCGGCGUGUGGCCUAACCCUCUGACCCCAAGGGGGCCGGCGACGAAGCAGCUCAAUAAUUCGAAUUCAGAAACUCCAGCCAGGGAAUUUCAGUUCAAGAGGGACAAGCUCGCUUUUUUUGAUAAGGAGUGUUCUCGGAUAGCUGAUCACAUAUACUUGGGGAGUGAUGCUGUGGCUCAAAACCGGGAAUUGUUGAGGCAGAAUGGGAUUACGCAUGUUCUCAACUGCGUGGGCUUCGUUUCUCCCGAGUAUUUCAAGAGCGACCUUGUGUACAAGACGCUUUGGUUGCAAGAUAGCCCAUCUGAAGACAUAACGAGCAUUCUUUAUGAUGUGUUUGAUUAUUUUGAGGAUGUUAGAGAACAGGGAGGGCGAGUUCUUGUGCAUUGUUGCCAGGGCGUGUCUCGAUCGACCUCUCUGGUCAUUGCCUAUCUCAUGUGGAGGGAGGGCCAGAGCUUUGAGGAUGCGUUUCAAUAUGUGAAGGCUGCAAGAGGGGUGACAAACCCUAAUAUGGGGUUUGCUUGCCAACUUUUGCAGUGCCAGAAGCGGGUGCAUGCGGUGCCUUCAAGCAUGACUCCCGUGCUGAGGAUGUAUCGGAUGGCCCCACACUCACCUUAUGAUCCUCUUCAUCUUGUACCAAAGAUGUUGAGCAAUCCAAGUGCAGAGAAACUCGACUCUCGUGGAGCAUUCAUCGUGCAUAUUCCUUCUUCCAUAUAUAUCUGGAUUGGGAAAGGUUGCAAUACCGUGAUGCUAAAUAAAGCGAAGGAGGCUGCUGGUCAGGUUAUCCGGUACGAAAGGGCGCAGGGUCCAAUUGUGAGCAUUAAAGAAGGUGAGGAGCCUUUUGAGUUUUGGAAUUCUCUUGGCAAUAGACAACUAUUCUCAGAUGAAUAUGAAAGUGCUGAAGAAGAAACUUCAUCGGCCAAACAUGAUGCGAGUAACACGAGUAUCAGGGUUGGUGAAAGAAAAGUUGGUGCAUAUGAUUUGGAUUUUGAGAUAUUUCACAAAGCACUUGCUGGAGGAGUGGUUCCACCCUUUUCUGUAUCGAAUACCAGUUCAGAAACGUGCCUUCCUGCAAGAGAAAACGGGUGGGAUAGGCUUCGGCAGAAGUUUGCCAGUGGCAUGAUGAAAGAGUUUGUUACAGCAUCCAAAGUGAGAUGCGAUUCUUCUCCACAUAAUGACAUAGUCACUGGUAUGGCGGAUGAAGGAUCAGAAGACCAUGAUUCACUGAAAGAUCCUUCUUCACCAUCAACCCCAUCAAGCUAUCCAUGUGGUUCACCAGAUUCCUUUAGCUAUUUCCUCAAGGGCGGCUCAGAUGUGACAAGGGAUGACUAUAACGAGGAGGUUGAGAGUGUCACUUGCACUGAUCCUUUUUCGUCACCAAUCCCAACGCCUUGUAGUUCACCAGAUUCUUUCUCUUGUGUUCCUGUCAGCCCUAUAAUCAGGUCUAAGUCCCCUGCACUAUCACCUUCGACCUCUGAUUAUGCCAGUUCAUUUACCUUUUCACCCUCUUCCUCUAAUUGGUCCGACUUGUCGUACUUUUCUUCCCAGCACCCUUCACCUUCUGGUUUGGAACAAACAGAUCCUUUUAAUGUUAAGCGUGUUCCUUUGUUGAUUAGUUCUUGUUUACCUUAUAAAAAGACUCCACCUUCACCUAGAGAGCCCUGUUCUCCUACUCAGGCCUUGACGGCCACAGAUGCUUCUUUGCCCUGUAAAGGGGCCUCUCCAUCAAUAGCUGAGCGCAGAGGAAGUGAUCCUCCUCCUAGAAUGAUGUUGGCCUCAGUAGAUGAACCACCUCGUGCUCACCGAAAUUUGGUAAGGUCAUGGUCGUUUUCUUUAGAUGACAGCCUUAUGGAGGACAGCGAAUGCAGUCAAGCAGAUACUGAAGGCCCUGAAGGAUAUACAGAAGUGCUAAUGUCAGAUGCUGACUCCAUGAAGGCUGGCAUGGAGUUGGAAAAUGGAGUUGAAGCGAUGGUUGACAGGGAAUUCCCUGCAUAGGAGGGGUACGAGGAUCUAAGGUUGAGCAGUCCGUGAUGUUCUGCAGUUGCACAGUGCGAAACUGAUCCUUCAGUUCAAAUGGAUUUUGCCCACAUGCUGAAAGACCGGUGACGCCAGAGUUUAAAUUACAUAAUGCACUUACGGAUGGUGAGGGAAGAACCCCGACAUCUUUUAUCAGCAGAACAGAUCCCACAACCAAGAUUGACGUAUUCAUGACCAUCGCGGACUCGGAUAUGCGAUCGCCUGGAUCUGUUGGAAGUAAUGUCUCGAGACUCGAGAGCAUCUUUUGGCAUCCCAGGCAGUGCAAGUGAUGCUGCUUGUGCGAUGGUUUGGGAGGGACGGAAGCUGUUAAUAUACAAAGUCAUGUAUAGAAAACAAGCCUGCUGUACACUUAAGUAUUGGUAAAUAGCGUCAUGUAACUGAGCAAUUGGGGAUCAAUCGAAUAAGUUUCGAAUCAAAUAAAGCCAUUUGAGAGCACUUUUUUCUUCUA